GACGGGCUAGCGAGAGGGCGGACAGCUCCGCUCACUGCUACUGGACGACGAGGGCCAGGGGGCGGAUCUCGACCAAAGCAAAGCAGCGGCGGUGGCGCCCACAUCCCUCCUCUCUCUCCUCUCCGCAAAGAAAGCGAGAGAGAAGAGAGGCUUGGGAGGGCAGAUUUAUUCCCGGCCGGCUGCCCCCGCUAUCGACAGCUCGAGUUUCACAUCCAUGCAGCGCGCGCGGAUCAUCUCUCCAUGGCCACGGCGGAAUCGACGGCUCCCGCUGCAGGGGCGCGCCCACGACCACUCGACCGCGACGUCCCGCCGCCUUCGGACAUGACCCUCGACUCCCACGACUCUGCCCCGCCCGACGGUGCCACGCCUCCGAGGAAGAAGCAAAAGCGGAACAAGCCCACUCUCAGCUGCGACUGCUGCGUCGAGCGCAAGACCAAGUGCGAUAGGGCAAGGCCGCAGUGCCUGGCCUGCCAGAAACGACAGACCACCUGCCGCUACUCCGAGGUUGCCAAUCUCAUCGCCUCCACCGCAGAUCGCAAUGGCGGCCGCGCCACCAGCAAGCAGCGCAAACAGGCCCAGCAACGCGCUAGCCUAGGCGUCACCACCCCUACGUCAGAGGCCAUAAGGUUGAUUUUUAUAUCACGUGAUCCUGCCAUAAUCACGCUUGCGCUGUGCUGAACGUCCGCAUCAAUUGGAGUAUCGGCGUGUGCAAGUUGGCAAUAAUAUAGUCAGAAGAUCGCCGGGCUGACUGAACUAUGACUAUCAGGGAUUCGCCAGGCCUCAGCAAUAUCGGAGCCAAUCAUUGUCUUCGACGUCCUCCGUACAGAACUUGCUCUCAAAUGUUCCUU
Aplosporella prunicola CBS 121167 is the source of this 848-nucleotide messenger RNA. RefSeq lists its product as uncharacterized. Gene Ontology annotation, molecular function: DNA-binding transcription factor activity, RNA polymerase II-specific; zinc ion binding. Gene Ontology annotation, biological process: regulation of DNA-templated transcription. Gene Ontology annotation, cellular component: nucleus. The record is from RefSeq and is a predicted model, not a curated record. NCBI's taxonomy places the organism in Eukaryota, Fungi, Ascomycota, Dothideomycetes, Botryosphaeriales, Aplosporellaceae. Bases 241 to 678 code for a protein of 145 amino acids. The transcript has 4 exons.